Messenger RNA from Protomyces lactucae-debilis, 827 nucleotides. RefSeq lists its product as uncharacterized. Lineage: Eukaryota; Fungi; Ascomycota; Taphrinomycetes; Taphrinales; Protomycetaceae. The record is from RefSeq and is a predicted model, not a curated record. The transcript is spliced from 2 exons. The coding region runs from base 369 to 575 and encodes 68 amino acids.
GCUAUGAUCCGAGAGGGGAUAUAGAAUCAGGUGAAGUGUUGUGCGCAGGUGCAAUGGUAUAUGGAGCACUGACCCUGUAUCCGAAUGCUUGAGAGCUUUUGUGGUGCAGCGGGAAAGUCGUCCCCAGUCCAACAGGUGCAUGAGUCAAUCCAAAGUUCGAGUCUCGAUGGGGACAGUGAAAUAUCGAAUGCUGCUGUCGCGAAGGCUCGGGGUCACAGGCAUGGGUCAACGAUAGAUCUCCAUGUAGACCUCAGGAAGCUAGGCGCAGUGUUGAUAGACGCAAAGCUAUGAUCCGAGAGGGGAUAUAGAAUCAGGUGAAAUGUUGUGCGCAGGUGCAAUGGUAUAUGGAGCACUGACCCUGUAUCCGAAUGCUUGAGAGCUUUUGUGGUGCAGCGGGAAAGUCGUCCCCAGUCCAACAGGUGCAUGAGUCAAUCCGAAGUUCGAGUCUCGAUGGGGACAGUGAAAUAUCGAAUGCUGCUGUCGCGAAGGCUCGGGGUCACAGGCAUGGGUCGACGAUAGAUCUCCAUGUAGACCUCAGGAAGCUAGGCGCAGUGUUGAUAGACGCAAAGCUAUGAUCCGAGAGGGGAUAUAGAAUCAGGUGAAGUGUUGUGCGCAGGUGCAAUGGUAUAUGGAGCACUGACCCUGUAUCCGAAUGCUUGACAGCUUUUGUGGUGCAGCGGGAAAGUCGUCCCCAGUCCAACAUUUACUAGUCCUCUGCUAGACUAAGGGCAGCGCAGCCGCUCUAUUUAUGUCCUCAACCUGCUUGCGUGUCAGUUUAGGCCCCUGACCGUCGCAUUAUCGAUGAGCUCCUGAAACAAUCAAUGUCU